AGAAACUACAAUGACUCUGGUGACAACUUCAUCCAUGUUCCAGUCACUGUUGCUGCUGUUGAGCCUGGUGGCUAUCAUAAAGGCAGGAAUAGCAUUCCCACAAAAUCCAGGAUGCCGAAAUACUGAGGACAAGAACUUUCCUCAGCAUGUGAAGGUCAAUCUAAAUAUCCUUAACCGGAAUACGAACUCCAGAAGGCCCUCAGAUUACUACAACCGAUCUACCUCACCUUGGAAUCUGCACCGCAAUGAGGACCCUGAGAGAUACCCCUCUGUGAUCUGGGAGGCGAAGUGCCGCCACUUGGGCUGUGUCAAUAAUGAAGGGAACAUAAACUACCACAUGAACUCCGUCCCCAUCCAGCAAGAGAUCCUGGUUCUGCGAAGGGAGUCGCAGCACUGCCCCCACUCCUUCCGGCUAGAGAAGAUGCUGGUGGCUGUGGGCUGCACCUGUGUCACCCCUAUUGUUCGCCAUGUGGCUUAAGAGCUUCUGAUCUAAUCCCAGCUCCCCAGAGCAGACUUUCUGGGAAAGUAGACCCAGCCCCAUUUCUGACUAAACUCAUUAGGGUUCUUAAACUAGUUCAUCCAAUUGAAGUUUCAGAGGUAACACUUUUGUGCAGAGAUAAAAUCUGAAUGAGCCUUCCCUCUCCCCAAAGAUGAAAGUUUUCACUGAGUACCACUUUGCUUUUUAUUGUGCUUUUCUAAGGGCUUUAAGUUAUUUAUGUAUUUAAUAGACCCUGAGAUAACUUGGGGGCCAAAGUUUCCAUUUUAAUGAAUUACAUGCCUUAUUUUGUACUUUUUUAAGACCAGAUUCCAGACUUGAUAAUUUUAUUAUUUAACAGGUAAAAUCUCUAUUUAUAUGAACUAUUUAUGGAUCUAUUUAUAUUUCUUAGGUCUUUAUAGAAAGGUGAAAGAGUGUGAUUAUCUGUUCUGCCUAGGGAAAUCCUACAGAGAAUUCAAUGGCGGUUGAAAAUUUCUGAGUUUGUAUUACACAUGGAUAAAGGAUUCUUUUUCCUCUUUGUGCUUUACAAGUGGAUGACAUGGCUAUUAAAAAAUGACUAAAGACUAAACCUAGUUUCAUAUUUAUUAAUUUUGUAAAUUGUUGAGGUUUCACAAGAGAGAUGGCAAGUCUAACUGCUCUGUUAAACCCUCAUAAUAAAAAAAUUUUGUAAUAAAGUUUGGAAAGAAAA
Messenger RNA from Canis lupus familiaris (dog), 1184 nucleotides. RefSeq names its product interleukin 17A (gene IL17A). Gene Ontology annotation, biological process: inflammatory response. The record is from RefSeq and is marked provisional. Gene Ontology annotation, molecular function: cytokine activity. Lineage: Eukaryota; Metazoa; Chordata; Mammalia; Carnivora; Canidae. Gene Ontology annotation, cellular component: extracellular region.